Messenger RNA from Podospora bellae-mahoneyi, 7748 nucleotides. RefSeq names its product CCR4-NOT core subunit cdc39 (gene CDC39). Gene Ontology annotation, biological process: nuclear-transcribed mRNA catabolic process, deadenylation-dependent decay; negative regulation of translation. Bases 596 to 7204 code for a protein of 2202 amino acids. NCBI's taxonomy places the organism in Eukaryota, Fungi, Ascomycota, Sordariomycetes, Sordariales, Podosporaceae. Gene Ontology annotation, molecular function: molecular adaptor activity. The transcript has 4 exons. Gene Ontology annotation, cellular component: CCR4-NOT core complex; P-body. The record is from RefSeq and is a predicted model, not a curated record.
AGGCCUCUUGAACGGACUGACAUAACCAUUGUAGGCCUCGGGUGAAUCCGAUGCGUGCAGCCGCCUAAUUCCUCAGGCAUCCAACGGUCGGAGCCUUGUCACCCCACAUUUUGCUCAGUGUCUCCAGGUACACUCUCACGUGAUCACGCCGGUUCCGUAGCUACGAUUGGCCGUGGGUGCCAAGCAUCUCAGCGCCCCAAACUCAAAGGGAUACCUAGCUCGGCAAGCAACACUUGCCAUUCAACAACGUCGUAAAAAAGCGACUUUCGAUCUUCCAUCACCAUCCCUAUCUCACCCACCACCGUCCCUGGCCCCCUGCCGAGAGCCUGCUGCCAAUACCAUCCACGAUAUUACCAGACCGCGACCAACGUCACAGGCCUUACAAGCAGCAGCCCUCGUUACUUCGUUACCCCAGCAGAGAUCCGCAAAGAGACGGGAGAGAGAGAGACCCCUCUGCCGUACCACACACGUCUACAGAAUACCUAGUAGCGCCUCGCGCUCCCCCCUUCACCACCAAAAAAAGAGUCGCUCUGUCCCGCCUUGCCCUGGAUAGCAGCACCGGCGAUUCCACACAUAAAUUCCUACCUGGUAAUCCAUGGUCCCCCACUCCAAGAAGGGAACCUUCACACCCAAUCCCAAUUCUGCCUCCCAGCCCCUCCACACUGGCCUCGCCCACUCGCAGAGUCCCUCCCAUCAUCACGGUGCGCUGAGUUCGGGUGCCAACCCCAGUACCAGCAGCCCCACUGGCUCCAGCUCCCUGGCCAAGAUUGCAGUUGCCCAGGUUCUCCUGCUCCUGAGCACCAUCAAAGAGGACAAGGGCGAUCCGAGAAGGUGGAAGUCACAGACUGACGCUUUGCAAAAGCUUAUCCAUGAGCACGGCAUGGAUGUCUAUUCGAGAUACUUCACGCGCCUGGUGGCCUCCAAUGCCUCUCAGAUCUUCCCCGGCGCGGGGCGGCCAGUAGCGAAUUCCAACAAUAACAACAUGCAACUCCUUGUUGCCGAAAUGGAGCUGCUUGCCAGAGACUUCAGCCAAGCGAGGAAGAUCGCCGAGUCGAUCGAGACCGGCACCGAAGAUAUAUUCCACACUUUUGACUUGUCGACUUUUAUGGAACACUUCCAACUCGAUGCCCUCGAAAAGACACUGUUGGCCCUGGCCUUCAAACUAGGUAGCAGGGUUGACCUGAAGACCAAAGCGGAUGCCAUUUUGUCUACCAACUACCCAACCUUUGUGAAUAUCUUGAGUCGACCGACUGGGGAACACAUGGACAUGCCCGCCGAAUUCGUUGCCGAACUGCUCGACCGAUUCAUACAACUUCACCCGCCAAACUUCAAUGCUGCCGCCAAGAAGGAGUUGGAGUACAAGGUGUCGAUGCGGUAUUCACAAGGAGGAGACGGAAAGCCGCCCCCCUCUCAGGUUCUGGCGGCCCUGGACCUGAUUCGCCUCCUCGCCGACAGGCCACCGAAUGCACUGGCCCUCUACAUAUACCGUGUCGGGUCAGCCUUCACCAAGGACGAGGAGACAUGCGUGACUUACCUCCAGAACCGACCUUCCAACAUCCAACUGUCCGAAGAACAAGUAUCUGCCGCGCUUCUUUACACCACCAUCAGCCAGACCCCGCCACACAAACCCUCGAUUCUCGUUGCGGCCCUGAGGCGGAUACUGCCCGACAGCUUCCAGUGGCAGGAUGUCGUUUCGUAUUUCGACCAUGCGAAUGCACGCGUAACUUCGGCGCAGUUUCUGCGGUUAUACAAUGCAUUAUUACCCAUCGCGCUCGAGCAUCUCGACAGGUUCAACAUUCAACGGCUGUGGGGCGGAGAAUGGGAGAAUCCCGAAACCCAGCUGUCCUUCAUUUGCGCCUAUGCCUCACUCACCCCGGAGCAACUGGAUGCCACAACCAUCCCAGGCCUCAAGCCGACGUUUACGGUGGACGAAUACGUACAAUCCGACCGGGCAAUUCAGGAAAUAGCUGCCCUCGCUGUUAGACACCCACUGGUAUCCGAGGCUGCUUUGUCUGCUGUCUUCAAUGUGGCUCUGCACUCGAUGCAUGCCUCACAGAGCACAGAGGCGAAGCGCCUGUUUCAAGACGUCGUUGUGCCUAAUCUACAUGUCUUUGUCACCUCAGCCUUUGGGGUUCCUAAGCCGUGGCCCACAAUGGCCGAAGAGACGCUGGCAUCGCUAUUUGAGGGGUUUCUGAUCAACAAGACACCGACCUCCGACUUUGUGAUGGAAAGCCUCUGGAGACGGGACAAGGUGUGGGUCAUGCAGCGGCUGGAAGAACAGCAUGCUCUCAAGCCUAUUGUCUUGCCAACCAUCUUCGAGUUUGCGGUGAGGCACAAGUGGCUCCAGGAGCUGGUUUUCCUUCCCACUGGCUUCGGGCUUGAUCUCGUUGCCUAUGCGCAUGCGCAAGGUUUUCUGAACUUGGAGCAGUGGGCAAGCCAGAACGCUGAGCGACCCGGCGAGAUGGCCAGGGCCAUAAAUCAGUUUCUGUUGAUAAAAACGAACCUGGAGCAGACGUAUCAGCGGAGCGGAGACAAUGGACAAGCCCACACACCCUUGCAGGUCAAAACAGUCUAUAUGAUGCUCGACAUUUUGGACAGGUUCAACCUGAAAGCCCCUGUUGUGGAUCUGAUUAAUGUUCAGAGACACUGCAUAACAGCUUACCCCCGCCUGAUUAACUAUGGGGAAGGUUACGACGACAUCAUCGAUGACAAUGGGCGGGGCGGGAAUAUGCUUGCACCAGCAGCCACGACCAGGAUGGAAGAACACUACAAGAAAAUGUACGGCGAUGAAUUGCAGGUUCGCAGUGUGGUCGAGGUUCUCGAACACUACAAGCAUUCGCGUGUGCCGCUGGAGCAGGACAUUUUUGCGUGCAUGAUUCACGGUCUGUUUGACGAAUACGCCCAUUAUGUCGACUAUCCUCUCGAGGCCCUCGCCACUACAGCAGUGCUCUUCGGUGGGAUAAUCUCUCACAAGUUGAUAUCGAGACUCCCCCUCAAAAUUGGUUUGGGUAUGAUCUUGCAGGCCGUCAAGGAGAAUCGUCCCGAGGAGCCCAUGUACAAGUUCGGUCUUCAGGCCCUCAUGCAGCUCUUUGGCCGGCUGCGGGAAUGGCCUGCGUUCUGCAAGGACUUGAUCCUGAUACCUGGACUACAGGGAACGGAGGCGUACAGGAAGGCGGAAGAGGUGGUUCGAGAGCAUGACGAGGAGUUGGCCCGAACCCUUCGCAACGGUCUUCCAGCCAUCGCCGGCAGUGACAAGCAACUGACCAAUGGCGGUCUGGAGGACAGUCUCAGCUCGGAACAGCACCCUCCCCCGUUCCUGUCCAUCAAUGUUGGCCCACCUCCCGCCGGGAUCAACUACGAAGACCCCACGCCCGAUGCCCAAGGCAAAAUCCAGUUUGCUCUCAAUAACGCCACCGACACGACCCUGCAGUCAAUAUUCAAGGAGCUCCAGAAGAUGCUGGAUGUCAAGCACCAGCAGUGGUUCGCCAGUCACCUGGUGGAGGAGCGCGCCAAGAUGCAGCCGAACUACCACCAUGUCUACCUCGAGCUGGUGAAGCAGUUUGAGGAUAGGCUGCUGUGGACCGAAGUUCUGAGGGAGACCUAUGUCAGCGUCCAGCGCAUGCUCAACUCUGAGCAGACGCAGUCGAAUUCGACCGAGAGGACUCACCUCAAGAAUCUGGGUGGCUGGCUUGGCCUGUUGACCCUUGCUCGUGACAAGCCUAUCAAGCACAGCAACAUUGCCUUCAGGCAACUGCUGAUCGAAGCCCUCGAUACCAAGCGUCUCAUUGUCGUCAUCCCCUUUGUCUGCAAGGUCUUGACCCAGGCAGCCAACUCGAACGUGUUCAGACCGCCGAACCCCUGGCUCAUGGACAUUAUCCACCUCCUAAUUGAACUCUAUCACAACGCCGAGCUCAAGCUCAAUCUCAAGUUUGAGAUCGAGGUGCUCUGCAAGUGUCUCGAUCUCGAUCAUGAGGCGAUCGAGCCAUCUGGUGAGAUCUUGAACCGGCCUCCUCUCGAGGACGUGGGUGACUUGGUUGGGCCAGAUAAUCUCGACAGUUUUGAGAGCCUAUCCCUCAACGGCAUGACGGGAGUGAACAGCUCACUUGUCUCGCACCCGGCUCUUGCCAUCCCCGACUUGGGGCCCAACCUGAGCGUCCCGUCCACCGAGGUUGUCAGCGCCGCGAAGCUGCACGACAUUGUCCGUCAAGCUCUCACGCGCGCGCUGCAAGAGAUCAUCCAGCCUGUUGUGGAUAGGUCUGUGACCAUUGCCGCCAUCUCUACGCAGCAAAUGAUCCGCAAGGACUUCGCAACCGAGGGCGACCCGGACAGGGUUCGGAUGGCUGCCGUCAACAUGGUCAAGUCUACUGCUGGGAGCUUGGCACUUGUAACCUCCAAGGAGCCAUUGCGCGCCAACUUCACCAACUAUCUCCGCCAGCUCGCCUCGGAGCUUCAUCAGGGUCUCCCAGAAGGUAUCAUCAUGCUGUGUGUCAACUCCAACAUGGAGCUGGCUUCCAGCAUCAUCGAAAAGUCGGCCGAGGAGCGCGGUGUCCCCGAGAUUGAGGACUUGCUCGCAGAAGAUCUCGAGGCGCGCCGCCAUCACCGCAUCAACCGACCCAACGACCCAUUCAUGGAUCCCCGCCUGAACCGCUGGGCCUGGACUAUCCCCGCUCCUUUCAAGCUGCAGCCCAGCUUGAGCGGCCUCAAUGAUGAGCAAAUGGCCAUCUACGAUGAUUUUGCUCGGCAAUCAAGGGUAACUGCUGCUGCGGCUGCUGCCGCCGCCGCCGCCGCCGCCGCCGCCUCUGUUACGCCUUCGCACGUUCCUUCAUCGUCGGAUGCGAGAUCAAUUGCAAACGAAGUCCUCGGUGACCAGUACAACUCGGUGUCCACCAUUCCUACCCCUGCUGAAACCCCAUCGCUUCCCCACAUGGGCGUCCAACCUCAGCAUUACCCUCCUGUUCAUGCUGGCAUGGUAAAUGGCCGACAACCUGGCAUCAGCCCUGUCGACGCUCGGAACGUGGCGGAACGGGUGAACAGCUUGUUGGAAAAGCUGGCGACUGCCGUCAGCAACACGGCCGAGGAGCACUUUGAGGACCUCCCUCGGACCCAUGAAGUUAUCAACAUUCAUGACGCCGUCGUCCAGCUUACAAUCAAGACUCAACAGACAUCUGAUGAAUUUGCAGUCUAUGUGGCGACCCAAAUCUCCGGGCUUCUCUUCCGCCCGCAGCCCGAACCCACUUCCCUCCUCUUGGAGACUCUGGUUCACGUGCUGGAGACGCUGCGAAAGGUUGCGGGCCCGGCGACGAGUCAACAGAUCCGCUGGCUGUUUUACCAGCAGUCAGGUAGUACUUUUUUGAAUCUGCCCCUGAUCUCGGCGCUGCUCAGAACGGACCUCAUUGAUUGGCACAGCAUCGAUGCAGCCAUGGCCAAGGCGUUGAAUGAACGGAGCAGCGGUUCCAUUGAGUUUCUGGAGUCCUUGAUGGAUCUUACGCUGUUCAGCGAGGCCCCUGUCAAUCUCUAUACCGAUUUCGUUCAGAGCUUGGAGGAAGCCUGGGCGUGGAUAACUGAAGAGCCUGAAGUGCCAGGUGGCCAGCGGUUCAAGGCCAAGGUGCUGGGGCCUUCGCCCGAGAUUCAUCCUGACCGAACCCCCGAGGCUCAGUUCGAGCAGUUUGACUACAUCUUUGAGGAAUGGGUGCAGCUAUGCAACAACGACUGCGCCUCGGAAAAGGCUGCCACAAAGUUUGUGCAACAGUUGAACUGGCGGCGGCACAUUGUCACCAAGGAGGACUUUUUCGUCUUUGCGAGGCAAGCAAUCGACAAAUCCGUCGACCGUGCUGAGCAAAGUGCCCACCUAGGUGAAGGCUUCAGCGACGAGAGCUUCCAGGCAGUUGACGCUCUCGUCAAGAUGAUCCUCAUCUUCACUCAGUCCCACGACGCUCCUGGCACCAGCGAAUCAUCGCGUGUCGCCUUCCUGGACUCUGUCCUUGCUCUUGGUGUGCUUGUGUUGAACAACCACCACGUUAGACGCGGGGACGCUUUCAACCCACGCGUGUUCUUCCGCUUCUUCUCCAAUCUCUUCCACCAGAUCAUGAACCUGACGGAAAGAUUCUCAGACAGUGAAAGCGAAAAGAUAGUGCUCAACUUUGCGGCACGUCUAUGGGACCUUCGGCCGGUUGUGUACCCUGGCUUCUUGUUUCAAUGGAUGGGUCUCUUGGCUCACCGCGCCUUUCUCCCAGCGAUCAUGCGCAUGCCCAACCAGGCAGGCUGGGAGCCCUUCACCAAGCUCCUCACCCAUCUCUUCUCUUAUCUCUGCAACAUGCUGAAAGCUUUCGAAGUGUCCCUUGCCGCUAAGGACCUGUACUCGGGCACGGUGAAGCUUGUGGCUGUGCUUUUCCACGACUUCCCGGAGUAUCUUUCUGCCUACCAUGUGCAGCUAUGCCAGUGCCUGCCCUCGCAUGCCACACAGCUCAUCAACAUGAUCUUGUCGGCGUCCACGACGCCGUUCGACAAGGUGCCCGAUCCCUUUCGGCCGGGACUCAAGAUUGAUCGGAUCCCCGAGAUGAAGGACCCGGUGGUGAGCCUUUAUGACUGCGCCGGCCAGCUCAAGGAACUAGGGCUCUAUGACAUCCUGGAGCAGUCAUUGCAAAACGGACCCUCGGAGGACGCCAUCGCCCAAAUUACGCACGCGAUGCACCACGCCGAUACCGACCUGACCACGUUUGGCUUUGUGCCUGUCAAUGUCGACCGCCGAGUUGUCGACGCCGUGGUUUCCCACAUCGCCAACGCGGCCUCCCAACGCGCUGUUAACAACAGUGACGCGCCCGUGUUCGUGUCCGGGGCUCCCGACGUCAAGACUCUGCACAUGCUGGUCACCGAGGUGCCGGCCGAGACACGGUACUAUCUUCUCAGCAGCAUGGUCAACGAACUCCGGUUCGCCAACGCGUCGACAAACUAUUUCAGCCAUGCCAUCGUCGAAAUUUUUGGUCACGAUCUUGACGACCCGGAGGAGACAGAGAUUCGGCAGCAGAUUGUGCGAGUUCUCUUGGAGCGCAUGGUUGGGUACUGGCCCCAGCCAUGGGGUCUCGUGGUCACGAUCCUCGAGUUGCUCAAGAAUGAAAAGUUUCAUUUCUUUGAGCUGCCGUUUAUCAAGGCGGCUCCUGAGGUUGCCGCCCGCUUCGAGGCUAUCCUCCGCCCCGUUGUGGCGUAGAACGUUGUAAUGUAGUACACAACUCCGGCUUCUCAAACCUUGACGAAGGAGGAACCUCGUGCUUCUGCACGGCCAAGGCAGAGUUGCAUUGCACGGCUGGGAGGGAGAUUUUCCAAGAAACACCCAGGCGGGUACCGGAGGGAGUUGUUACUUGCAUAAUGACAUGGCGUAAUAUUUUUUUUUUCAUCACGGAUGCGCGCGUUUAUGGUCAUUUUGGGGCGUGUCUUAGAUACGUGAAUCAUGGAUUGGGGCGUUUGGGUUGGAAGAAAUGUUUAAGGGCGGGGAGUUUGUUGUGGCUGUGUAGUAUUAGGCUUUAGGGUUGAGCGCUCAUAUAAGCGGGGUGUUUGCGUUGAGGUUUUGAGGGGUUGUGCUUGUAGAAUUAUGCCAUGAGAGGGAAAAGCGAGUGAGAAUAAAUAGUCUUGUGCUGUGCUGGAGUGUCGGGUGGUGUGACUGAUGAUGUGAGGACAUGAUGGCUUUGUUGAGAUGCUCUAUAUUCAAGUAAGUGGUGUAGGUAGUCUUUUGAAUCUUCCUUGAAGGGGGUUGA